This is a messenger RNA of Centropristis striata (black sea bass), 1958 nucleotides long. RefSeq names its product prenyl (decaprenyl) diphosphate synthase, subunit 2 (gene pdss2). Gene Ontology annotation, biological process: isoprenoid biosynthetic process; ubiquinone biosynthetic process. The coding region runs from base 571 to 1725 and encodes 384 amino acids. The transcript has 8 exons. Gene Ontology annotation, molecular function: prenyltransferase activity. Lineage: Eukaryota; Metazoa; Chordata; Actinopteri; Perciformes; Serranidae. The record is from RefSeq and is a predicted model, not a curated record. Gene Ontology annotation, cellular component: transferase complex; mitochondrion.
CGGGUUUUGUUGUAUUUCCAUAAUCACACAAUCUUUUCCACAGGUGUGAACCAACUGUAAAAGUUUAUUUUUGACCAAGCUAUAGUGGCGCUUUGUAAAUCUUAUACUUGCCGAAUGAAUCACAUGACAUUACAAUGUACAAAUCGAUUCAUGCCUUGUUUAUCAAUUUAGAACUUUGAAAAACAAUCUUAAAAGAGUGUAAAAAUGCUUAAUUUUCUAACGGAGUUUGGCCGGAAGUGCUCUCAAUAGAGCAGGACCUAUCGGAAUCUGACCAAACGUCAUUACGUUUUACACGACGUAACGUAUGACGCAUUGAAAGAUGGCGGCUUACAGUGACAGGUCGUGUGUUGUGAAACAUUGCUAGUUUUUCAUACAGUGACAGAACUGUUUGAAGAGCAAAUUAAACGUUUUGAUAAAUCGUACAAAUGCGGCACCGUUUAGGAACACUUCACGACGUUAGCGGUCGAAUUUGAUGCUAAACAUUUAAAGAUGGUGGAUGGUACGUGAAUGGGACUUUAAGCAGCUGUCUCAUACUACUAAAAAAAUAAUUGAAUUACAGUGUGAGAGAAAAUGUUUCCAGCUACCUGGUCGCGGCUGUCCUGCAAGGCUUUAUCCAGCCGAGCACAGAGGACGCUGAGUCUCUUCUCCAGCUCAGGACCUUCAAACUGGAGCAAAGUGGUCUCCGAUGCAGAGAAGAUCGUCGGAUAUCCAACCUCCUUCAUGAGCCUCCGCUGCCUGCUCAGUGAUGAACUCAGUAAUGUGGCCAUGCUCGUCAGGAAGCUGAUCGGCACUCAACACCCUUUACUCAACACUGCAAGGGGCUUUGUCUACGACAGCAGGAACAACCUUCAAAUGAGGGGACUGAUUGUGCUGCUGCUGUCGAAAGCCGCUGGGCCGAGCCAUGCAGCCUCCGAUCUCCUGGCCCAGGACAUGGUCAGUGGCAUCUACCCGAGCCAGCGAAACUUGGCAGAAAUCACUGAGUUGAUCCACACGGCGUUCCUGGUGCAUCGUGGGAUAGUUGAUUUGAAGGGGUGGACCGACUCAGACGGCCCGCUGAAGGACAUGGAGUUUGGGAAUAAGAUGGCAGUCUUGAGCGGCGACUUCCUGUUAGCAAACGCUUGUACCGGACUCGCCCAACUGAAUAACACUAAGGUUGUUGAAUUGAUCUCGAGUGCCAUCGGUGAUGUGGUUCAAGGAAUCUACAGUGAGAAUUCAAUUCAUGCUGAGGAGAAUAGUCCCACUGAUGGGAUAGACGCGGCGGCAUGGGAGGAGCACGCGUUCCUGUCCCACGGGGCACUGCUGGCCAAGAGCUGUCAAGCUGCGAUGCAGCUCGCCAAACACGACAAGGAGUCACAAAGAUUGGCCUUCAAGUAUGGCAAGCACCUAUCGCUGGGCCACAAGCUGAACUCUGACCUGCAGCCGUUUGUGAAAAGCAGCGUGGGAGAGCCCGUGUCGUUCAGUUUUAGCGCCGCCCCGGUGGUUUUCCACCGUCAGCUCGUCGGCCAGGAGAGAUGGCGUCAGCAGCUGCAGCAGGUGACAACACUGAGAAACCAACUAGAUUACUCAAAGCUUUUGGCAACAGUUAAGUCGGAGAAAGGCGUGAGCUCAGCGGUGGACUUAUGCUGUUACCAUAGCAACAAGGCUCUGGAGGCCAUCCAGGCUUUCCCCUCCUCCGAGGCUCGAUCCGCCUUGGAGAACAUCGCCUCCGCCGUCACCAAAUUUUGACCUGGACUUGCACACGUACACACACACACACACACACACACACACAGAUUGUGUCUUUGUCUGCAGAGGCAACAGGACGAGAUUCACUGAGCAGCUGACACUUACGAGACAAAUGAACUUGUUUUAAACCAGGUGCUGGUUCGUGUCUGGAGAAACUGCUCUGUUCUGCAUCUGAAAUGCACUGGCUGUACCCAUAAAUGGUCAUCAUUAAAAAAAAGAAUAAAAACACAUUA